This is a messenger RNA of Copidosoma floridanum, 2303 nucleotides long. Its product is annotated as kelch-like protein 5. NCBI's taxonomy places the organism in Eukaryota, Metazoa, Arthropoda, Insecta, Hymenoptera, Encyrtidae. Gene Ontology annotation, molecular function: protein binding. The record is from RefSeq and is a predicted model, not a curated record.
GGGGUACCGUAAGUGCAGCUAUACUCUGGCUUGUUUUCGAUAUGUGCUCUAAAUUUUUGCAUUUAAUUAGUUCGAAUAAGUAUAGUAUUGAUUGUAGUGUCAUUUUCGCAUGCAGCUAUACGUUGUGAUUGAGAACUACAAAAACAAACAAAGAUUAUUUAAAAUCUCAUAUACACUCCAAUUUAAAAAUGAAAAAGGUAGAGAAAGUAGAAAAGCUGUACGCUUGCAGCGAAACUUCAUCGAGCAAGCAGAGUAUCUCCAGUACGGGUACAACUGCCAGUAUAAGCACUCCGCAGGAUGAGAGUUUCAAGCUGGACAAACAUGCCGAGCGAUGUUUGCGAACCAUGGAAGAUUAUCUGUACAAGCAACAACUGACAGAUGUGAUCCUGAUUGCGGGUCAAAAGCGCAUUCCAGCUCAUAGAUUGGUGUUGAGUGCAAAUUGCGAAUAUUUUGCAGCAAUGUUUACUAAUUCCUUGAGAGAAACAUUCCAAAACGAAAUCGAACUCAAAGAAGUCGACGGGGACGCUCUUUGGGGCAUUGUCAGGUAUUUUUACACCGGUAUCAUAGAUUUACUGGAGGACAAUGUCGAGACGCUGCUGGCAACGGCAUCUCUGUUGCAACUCAGUAGUAUAGUCGAAGCCUGCUGUCAGUUUUUAAUUAAACAACUCCACCCGAGCAACUGUCUGGGCAUCAGAAGAUUCGCUGACAUUCAUGGCUGCACAAACUUAUUGCACACAGCUAAUGUUUACACCAACGACCAUUUCAUGGAAGUGGUAAAAAAUCAAGAGUACCUCUUACUCACUGCCGACGACGUAGCGAUGCUACUUCAAUCCGAUGAUCUCAAUGUUACUUCCGAGGAAUCUGUAUUCGACGCGUUGCGAAGAUGGCUGGAGCACGAUCCCAAAAUCCGGCAAAAGGAGUCGAGUCGUUUGCUAGCCUACGUCAAAUUACCUUUACUGACGCCUGCAUUUUUAACCGAUUACGUGGAAAACAAUGAAAUGUUCCGGGAACAAAGGAGCUCACAGGUCCUGAUAAUGGAAGCCCUGAAGUACCAUCUCUUACCCGAACGUCGCCCAAUGUUGCAAUCAAACCGCACCCGACCGCGAAAAGCAACCGUCGGUCAACUACUGUCAAUAGGAGGAAUGGACACUCUUAAAGGAGCGACAACGAUAGACGUGUUCUCCCUCCGCACGAACACCUGGAGGACGCUGGUCAACAUGAGCUCCAAGCGCUCGCAGUUUGGGGCAGCUGUCGUGGAAAAGAAACUGGUGGUCGCUGGUGGUCGAGAUGGCUUGAAAACCCUCAACACCGUGGAAUGCUUCGAUUUCAACGCUAAAACGUGGGGCUCCUUGCCUCCCAUGACUAUACACCGUCACGGAUUGGGCGUAACAGUCCUGGAGGGUCCGCUGUAUGCCGUGGGAGGUCACGAUGGCUGGAGUUUUCUGAACACGGUGGAGAGAUGGGACCCCACGACUCGUCAAUGGACCUACAUUUCUCCAAUGUGCUCCCAAAGGUCGACUGUUGGCGUUGCCGUCCUAAACGACAAGCUAUACGCCGUUGGAGGAAGAGAUAACAGCUCGAGCCUGAGCACGGUCGAAUGUUACGAUCCGCACUCAAACAAGUGGACCUCGUGUGCACCAAUGUCCCGACGUCGAGGUGGGGUCGCUGUCGCCGUGAUGAACGGGUGUUUGUACGCCCUCGGGGGACACGACGCACCUUCCAGCAAUCCCCACGCUAGCCGGUUCGACUGUGUUGAGAGGUACGAUCCCAAGACAGAUACCUGGACGACCGUGGCUUCGAUGAGCAUUGCCCGUGACGCGAUCGGUGUCACGGUUUUGGGUGACAAAUUGCUCGCCGUAGGUGGGUACGACGGCCAGCAGUAUUUGAGCCUGGUCGAGGCGUACGAUCCACUUUUGAACGAGUGGCAUCAGGUUACUCCUUUGAAUUCCGGCAGAGCAGGCCCUUGCGUUGUCAUCGAGAAUUCUCUGACUUUUUAAUUCUUAUCGGUAUUAUUGCAUCUGCAACAGCCUCAAUUGCAGCCGUGCUUGAUUCAGUAUUUAUGAUAUUAUCACUAUUAUUGUAUUUGAUAUUUUUUACUUUAUCGACACUGAUUUAUAGUUUGUUUUGUAAUUUACGUUAGCAAUUAUACAGCUAGCGGUUUAUGCUUUAAGACGAGUAACGUCGAAUACUGUUAACGCAUCGAUUUGACAGAAUUUUAAAUUAGAUUUAUCGAAAAUCGUUGUGACUUGUGAUAUGCGUAGAAAAUUGUUUUAUUGACUUGGAAAAAAAAAAAAAAAAAAAAA